GGGCAGCGGCGGCUCCGGGCGGCUCCGGGCGGCGCUGCCCGGCGCCGGGGAUGCACCCGAACGCCACGGCCCCGGCCGUGCCGCUGCACCCGCACCCCAGCGCCUAUGCCAACGCGUCCAACCGCUCCGACCUGCUCCCCAAAGUGCCCGACGAGGAGGACCUGGACGUCAACACCGACAUCUACUCCAAAGUGAUGGUGACCGUCAUCUACUUGGCUCUUUUCUUGGUGGGCACCGUGGGCAACUCCAUCACGGCGUACACGCUGGUGCGGAAGAAGUCGCUGCAGAACCUGCAGAGCACCGUGCACUACCACCUGGCCAGCCUCGCCUUCUCCGACCUCCUCAUCUUCCUCCUCUGCAUGCCCAUCGAGCUCUACAACUUCAUCUGGGUCCAUCACCCCUGGGCUUUCGGGGGAGCCGUUUGCAAGGGCUACUACUUCCUCCGGGACGCCUGCACCUAUGCCACGGCGCUCAACAUCGCCAGCCUCAGCGUGGAGCGCUACAUGGCCAUCUGCCACCCCUUCAAAGCCAAGAGCAUCAUGUCCCGCAGCCGCACCAAGAAGUUCAUCAGCUGCAUCUGGAUCGCCUCCUUCCUGCUCGCCAUCCCCAUGAUCUUCACCAUGGGGCAGAUCUACGUCAAGGACCAGGAUCCCGACUCCCUCAUCUGCACCGCCAUCGUGGACACCUCCACGCUGAAGACGGUCAUCCAGGUCAACACCUUCAUCUCCUUCGUGUUCCCCAUGGUCGUCAUUUCCGUGCUCAACACCAUCAUCGCCAACCAGCUGCUGGUGAUGUUCAAGCAGGCGGCCCAGGAGAACCAGGUGUGCACCAUUGGUGGCCAGCAGACCAUGCUCAGCAUGUCCAUGGAGCCCAGCAGGGUGCAAGCCCUGAAGCACGGCGUGAGGGUCCUGCGUGCUGUGGUGAUUGCCUUCGUGGUCUGCUGGCUCCCUUACCACAUUCGGCGUCUCAUGUUCUGCUACGUCCCCUCCAGCCACUGGACAGAUUUCCUUUACAACUUCUACCACUACUUCUACAUGCUGACAAACGUCCUCUUCUACGUCAGCUCAGCAAUCAACCCCAUCCUCUACAACCUGGUGUCGGCAAACUUCCGCCAGAUCUUCCUCUCCACGCUCACCAUCCUGUGCCUGCCAUGGAGGAAGAAGAAGAAACGACUGGCCUUCACCAGGAAAUCCAACAGCAUCUCCAGCAACCACACAUUCUCCAGCCAGGUCACAAGGGAAACCACGUACUGAAGCCAAAGGUGGAGGAGGAAUGCAAUUCAUCGUGGAGUCAAAACUUGAGAGAGGCCUCUGUGACUUUCAUGCAUGGUCUCCAAAUUCACGUAACACAAAUGUGUUUAGCAAAGUCAUUUUUGUUGGAAAAAAUAGGCUUUGUUCUGCCAGUAACUUUGAGGUUAUUUUCGAGCAUUGGCCUUGCCUCUUGUGAGUAAUGUCUACAUGUAUUGUAACUUCAGUCUGGCA
Sturnus vulgaris (Common starling) is the source of this 1481-nucleotide messenger RNA. It is a transcript of the gene NTSR1, whose product is annotated as neurotensin receptor 1. Gene Ontology annotation, molecular function: G protein-coupled neurotensin receptor activity. Gene Ontology annotation, cellular component: plasma membrane. The record is from RefSeq and is a predicted model, not a curated record. Gene Ontology annotation, biological process: neuropeptide signaling pathway. Lineage: Eukaryota; Metazoa; Chordata; Aves; Passeriformes; Sturnidae.